Rhinolophus ferrumequinum (greater horseshoe bat) is the source of this 2048-nucleotide messenger RNA. Its product is annotated as cytochrome P450 2C18-like. Gene Ontology annotation, molecular function: heme binding; iron ion binding; oxidoreductase activity, acting on paired donors, with incorporation or reduction of molecular oxygen, reduced flavin or flavoprotein as one donor, and incorporation of one atom of oxygen. Bases 200 to 1672 code for a protein of 490 amino acids. Lineage: Eukaryota; Metazoa; Chordata; Mammalia; Chiroptera; Rhinolophidae. The transcript is spliced from 10 exons. The record is from RefSeq and is a predicted model, not a curated record. Gene Ontology annotation, biological process: xenobiotic metabolic process. Gene Ontology annotation, cellular component: intracellular membrane-bounded organelle; cytoplasm.
AUGUGGACCUGAGCUCCACCCCCUGCAUUUGGUGUGUCCUUGACAUAGGUGCUGAAACUUCCAGGACAGCUUCUUCAUCAUUCAGGUGGGAAUCAUUCUACCUUAGGCAAAGGAGUCUAAGAGGCACAUGUUGAAUAGCACGGAGAAUCCCAGAAGUUUGCAUUUUAAGCUCACAGUUGUCUAAGAAGAGGAAGCUGCAAUGGAUCCAGCUGUCUUCCUGGUGUCCUGCCUCUGCUGUUUGCUUCUCCUUUCACUGUGGAAACAGAGCUCUGGGAAGGGGAACCUCCCGCCGGGCCCCACUCCUCUCCCAGUUAUUGGAAAUAUCCUGCAGCUAGAUGUGAAGAACAUCAGCAAAUCCUUAAGCAAUCUCUCAAAAGUCUAUGGCCCUGUGUUCACCGUGUAUUUUGGCAUGAACCCCACUGUGGUGCUGUAUGGAUAUGAAGCAGUGAAGGAAGCCCUGAUUGAUCUGGGAGAGGACUUUUCUGGAAGAGGCAGAUUCCCAGUGUUUGAUAGAGUUAAUAAAGGAUUUGGAGUCCUUUUCAGCAAUGGAAAGAGAUGGAAGGAGAUGCGGCGCUUCUCUCUGAUGACCCUACGGAAUUUCGGGAUGGGGAAGAGGAGCAUUGAAGACCGCGUUCAGGAGGAAGCCCGCUGUUUGGUGGAGGAGUUGAGAAAAACCAAUGCUUCACCCUGUGAUCCCACUUUUAUCCUGGGCUGUGCUCCCUGCAAUGUGAUCUGCUCCAUUAUUUUCCAGAAUCGUUUUGAUUAUAAAGACCAGAAUUUUCUAAAAAUAAUGCAAGCUUUUAAUGAAAAUGUCAACAUUGUGAGCUCUGCAUGGAUACAGAUCUGCAAUACUUUCCCUGUUCUCUUUGAUUAUUUCCCAGGGAAUUAUACCAAAUUUCAUAAAAAUUUUGAUUUUGUAAAAUCUUAUGUUAUGGAGAAAACAAGGGAACAUCAAGAAUCCCUGGACGUUAACAAUCCUCGGGACUUUAUUGAUUGUUUCCUGAUUAAAAUGGAGCAGGAAAAGCACAAUCCACAGUUGGAGUUUACUUUUGAAAACUUGAAAAACACUGUAACGGAUUUGUUUGGAGCCGGGACAGAGACAACGAGCACCACGCUGAGAUAUGCUCUCCUGCUCCUGCUGAAGCACCCGGAGGUCACAGCUAAAGUCCAGGAAGAGAUUGAGUGUGUGGUUGGUAGACACCGGAGCCCCUGCAUGCAGGACAGGAGCCACAUGCCCUACACGGAUGCCGUGGUGCACGAGGUCCAGAGAUACAUAGACCUUGUCCCCACCAAUCUGCCCCAUUCGGUGAUUCGUGAUGUUAAAUUCAGAAACUACCUCAUCCCCAAGGGCACAACCAUAUUCACGUCUCUGACUUCUGUGCUACACAGUGACAAAGAAUUCCCCAACCCAGAGGUAUUCGACCCUGGCCACUUCUUGGAUGAGAGUGGCAAUUUUAAGAAGAGUGAUUACUUCAUGCCUUUCUCAGCAGGAAAACGAAUAUGUGUAGGAGAGGGCCUGGCCCGCCUGGAGCUGUUUUUAUUCCUGACCACCAUUUUACAGCACUUUACCCUGAAAUCUGUGGUUGACCCAAAGGACAUUGACACUACUGCAGUUGUCAAUGGGUUUGUUUCUGUGCCGCCACCUUACAAGCUCUGCUUCAUUCCUGUGUGAGGAAGGAAAGACCAUCUGUUUUCUCCUGUGAUGUUGUCUGCAACUCGCUCUCAUCUGGGCAUCAUUCACCUCCUUCCCUCUCCAUCCCCUUUCUGGGAGUUUCUUCUCUGGCCUCUCCUCUCCUCGUCACCUCAUUCUCUCAAGUUCUGGGAAUAUCCAACCUCCAUUAAAGGCGAAUUUCCUGAGUUUCACUGCAGAAAUGUACCUGCUAUUCUCCUUACUCUGAAACAUUUGUAUUGGCCAUCACAUAUGCUCAACUUAUCUCAUAUUGAGUAGUCCUAUGCAGCCCAUAUGAAAUAGAGCAAGAUGAUUAGUGUAUGCCAGUGCAGAGCCAUUUCUCCUCUCCAUGUUCUAAAUAAAAAGCACAAUUUGCUGU